Chaetura pelagica (chimney swift) is the source of this 429-nucleotide messenger RNA. It is a transcript of the gene PRLH, whose product is annotated as prolactin releasing hormone. Gene Ontology annotation, molecular function: hormone activity. Bases 1 to 429 code for a protein of 142 amino acids. NCBI's taxonomy places the organism in Eukaryota, Metazoa, Chordata, Aves, Apodiformes, Apodidae. The record is from RefSeq and is a predicted model, not a curated record. The transcript is spliced from 2 exons.
AUGCUGUUACAAUUGACACCUUCCUCCAUCUUGAGAGCUUUAACUAAUAUGUGUUCCCCAUGUUCACUUUCCUCCUCACAGCAUUCCCACCACCGCUCCACCAUGUGGCAUCCGAUCUCAUGGACACCACGUGCCCAGUGGUCACCCAAGCACUUAAAGCUGGUCACUGUCUACGUGCUGGUGCUCUUGGUGUCACUCAGCUUUGCUUCAGGACAGAGCAGGCCAUUUAAACAUCAGAUAGACAACAGAAGUCCUGAGAUUGAUCCUUUUUGGUACGUGGGCCGUGGUGUUCGCCCCAUCGGUCGGUUUGGAAAGAGGCAGCUGAGAAGCAGCCACGGCAGCCUGAGGCCUGUGAGCAAGCAGCUGGAUUUUAUCUUGAAUGCUUUAUGGAAGGAAAAAGUCUCAGAGACAGAAGAUAAUGACUGGUGA